GUGAUCUGCGAACUCUUUUUCUUUCAAAAUGUCAAGAAUUUCCGACCACAUCAGCGUGAGCGACAGUUUUACUGUGCUACUGGACGAUUCUUUGAAAGAAAGCCAAUCAUUAAGAGAACAAUUGAGGCAGCAAAAUGCCUUAAAGUUCGAAGAGCUUUCAAACAAAGUGGACUCUUUGUGCAAACUUGUCGCCGAGAAAAACUCGGGCAGCAAGGAAACGAAAUCAAAGAAAGGUUAUGUCAACGUUUGUCUUUACGUUGGCCUGGAGGCAGUCAUCUCGGUUCUGUCAUAUCAGGCCGAUCAAACAUGCCACUUCUAAUGUCUUGUCUACAAAAACAAGUUCAGUAACAGGCAGCAUUUUUGAGCAAAUUCCUAAAGAGGAGCUGGCACCGAAAACCAGACCACGGCUGCGAGACAGGGAGUUUCUCCCAGGCUCAACGGGUGACGGAUUCCCAGAGUUCUUGGCAGAGCCAAGUGACUCUUUCCCGGUCGGUAUGCGAGUCAAUACUGGAGACAAAUCCUCUCUCUUAGAACUGGGUGCAAAUUGCAUGGAAUACAUAAAGAAGAACCUUGCUAAUAGCCAGGCGAUAUUGUUCCGCGGACUUCCAGCUGAAACAGCAGAGGACUUCUUGGCCUUAACCCAAGGAAUGCGAGGUAAGCCUCUGAACUACGAGGGUGGUGCUACACCCAGACCCAAGGAGUUGAAAAAUUCUGACAUCUACAUCGCCACAACUGAGCCCGGAGCGUACACCAUCGAGUUGCACAAUGAAAUGGCGUAUCUCAAGACUUUCCCCAGGAAGGUUUUAUUUUUCUGCCAAAAAGAGCCUGGCGAGAGUUGUGGUGGCGAGACUCCUUUGGCUAAAUGCAGCGACAUUGUAUCCAAACUUGAUCCCGAAGUCGUGAAGAAGUUCGACGUAAAAGGAGUCAUGUAUGUACGAUAUCUGCCGGACAAAUCACGGUCAGACUACAUGCCCUGGCAGCAUCAGUUUUACACUGACGACAGAAAGGCAGCAGAAAGAGGAGCACAGCAGCAAGGUUACACUGUAAAAUGGGACGAUAACGGUGAUAUGUACCUGUCUUACAGCGCACCGGCCUUUCUUUCUCAUCCAGUAACAGGAGAAAAAAUCUGGUUCAACCAAAUAACAACUCACCACUGCACUUACUCGAAAGCACUGCCACAGUACAAAGGUUCUGAUCUCCCGGAUGAGAAAUAUCCCCAUCACACCUAUUAUGGAGACGGAAGUGACAUCGAGCCGGAAGUGUUACAACACAUCAGAGCAGUUUCAUGGUCAUGCGCAACUGGAUUUCGGUGGAAGAAGGGUGAUUUAAUAGCGCUUAAUAAUCUGAACGUUCAGCAUGGACGAAUGGCCUUCACGGGAGAGAGAAAAAUACUGGUGCAUAUGACGACAGACUAAACCCGAACCUGAAUUUGUAUUUUAAAGCUAAGAAAAGUAAUUUUCGCAUAUUAUUAUGUAACAUUUUUGUUAUGAUGUAGUUAGAUUAUCUUGACAUCCUAGAAUCUAGAGGGAAAGUUUGAUAGCCACGAAAUUUCUUCCUUCUGAAAUUUGUCGCAGAAAACAGUUUUAUUGUGUCUUUGCUUUGGGCGCAAUAAUUAUAAAGAUCCGCCCAGCGUAAACUUUGCAAACACAUUGUGUCUUUUUGACUUGCAAAUGUUUCUCAGCUAUUAACCUCAAGUGCUCUGAAACAGGUUAUAUAUUAAUAAGGCGCCCAGCCGUCUGAAGACACGUACAGUGGUCUGCUUUGCUGCUUUUAUUUCAAACAGAGCAGUUACAUCAAGGUACUUGUUUUGACGUGGAAGCGGAAGAACUUUAUUUUCAUCAGUAACAAAUUCUCAGUCAUGCAAUGCAGCGGAAAUAAGUGGUGCGAGAUAUAUAAUAGCGUGCUUUUCCAUACUAUUCUUCCGAUGUAAUUGUCGGAGACUGCGUGAUUACUUGCGUGAAGUUAAUUUUGUCAACAACAUUAUCAUGGAGUUUCUAAUUUGUACAUGAUUGACGUAACCUCGAAUAACCUUUUUCAUAGUGCUUAGCAACGAUCAAUCACAAUGUAGAGAAUGUAGUAUAAGAAUUAGGAUCUCGUUUCAAGUUGCCUGAGUAGCUCUUUACACGCCUGCUGUAACCGAGUGAAUACGCGAGAACGAUUAAACAGUUAAACUCAGUCGAGUCUGUUAAUUGAGUCCUGUAAGUUAGAAGACCGGUUAUCCCUAGUAAACGGGGCAAGGUUUACGAAAUAAUCAACGAUCGCCACUGUCUGCCUUGCUAUAACUGAAUAG
Molecule: messenger RNA, 2290 nt
Organism: Pocillopora verrucosa
Lineage: Eukaryota; Metazoa; Cnidaria; Anthozoa; Scleractinia; Pocilloporidae
Source: RefSeq, a predicted model, not a curated record